Molecule: messenger RNA, 634 nt
Organism: Thamnophis sirtalis
Lineage: Eukaryota; Metazoa; Chordata; Lepidosauria; Squamata; Natricidae
Source: RefSeq, a predicted model, not a curated record
AUUCCUCAUGUGUUUGUGAAUUGUGCCGAAUGUUUUACUUCAAGGUUACUUCUGGAAGAAAUAUUGAGACAGUUGCGGUGCCUCUUCAUCAAAGAAGAAGAUCCUUCCUUUGUAUCCUGCAACACCUUCAAUGAUUUCAUACGUUUAUUUAAAAAGGCAGCUUUGACACCUGAUCUGCAGAAUCAGACAAUAUAUGUUACGGAGAAGAACGUGAGCGUGGUUCUCCUCAGUGAAAUUGUUUGGGAACUUCUUCGCCCAAGCACAGGAUGCCUUGAGCCACUGCCAUUAUAUUUUCCAGAUUACAGCAUAGGACAUCUGCAGAAGAUUCUGUCCCAUGACCAUCCUCCAGAAUAUUCAUUUGAUUUUUAUGCUGCAUAUAUCAAUAUUCUUCUUGGAGUCUUCUAUCCAGUCUGCAGGGACUUGAAGGAGCUUCAACAUCUGGCUGCACUUAAUUUCUCUAAAUAUUGUGAGCCUGUGGUCCAAGGAGAGGCGAACGAACGCGACACACGCCGACUGUGGAAAAAUAUUGAAUCCCAUUUGAAGAAAGCUAUGCAGACGGUUUAUCUCCGAGAAGUAUCAAGCUCCCAGUGGGAACGGUUACAGCAAGAUAAUGGAGAACCUGGACAAAUAAAAG